AUGGACAAAUGGUCGCCAAAUCUAAAACUCGCUUUAGCAAGAAAUCAGGGUCUCCCCGAAAUUCGCUCCUCCAAAAAGCUAAGCAGUUUGUUUGGGCUGCCGAAAACCUCAGGGAGGGACCUAGGACAACCCAUGUGCCUUGCCCUGUACUCCGCAACCGCCGUGCAUUCCAUGAUCACGUGGGCUGCCGUUUCUUCAGUCAUCAUGCACGCUCUACAUAAUGGACUGUAUGAAAUACGCCAUUUGAGGAUAAUCGACUGGCCUGUCACGUGCUUCAAUGUGGAAGAACUUCAAUAUCACUUCCCAAAUAUACGCGUACUUGAUUUUAUCAAUUGCACACACUUAACUACUUUCAAGGGGCGCUUUCGACCUAGUUGUAAGAUCGAGAAAUUAUCAAUACAUGGGCUCCCAUUACUAUGGGAGGUACCAGCGGAUAUGGUGACAGAAAUGCAUCAGCUGCGAGUAAUUGAUCUUCGAUAUAAUAUGUUGAGGCAUUUAAAAGCACCGCUCUUGAGUAAACCACGAAAGCUGGAGAGAAUUUAUUUAAGUGAUAAUAAAUGGGACUGUAGCGACGGCGGACUUGAUUGGCUAGCGAUGGAAAAUGACAACAGUACCAUAAGAAAAAUGAUUGUGGAUUACUAUCAACUGGUCUGCCAUCAACAACUAUAUCGAGGCAAACCGCUGCAUAAAGUAAUGGAUAUUAUAAAAAUGGUGCGCAACACUUGUCCCGAUCCUUGUGCGUGCGCAAUGACCCACGUUGUGAACGACAGAAGUGGCGGAUUGCUUCCUCUCAUCACAGUGGACUGCUCUAAGAAGGAGCUCGCAAUACCACCUUCCAACCUUCCACCAAAUACAACUACAUUACGGCUUGAAGGAAACAAGAUCAGUUCUAUAAGAAACCUAGUCCACGAUCCUCAAUAUAAGAAGUUGAUGGACCUUUAUCUUGACAACAACACUAUUCAGUUUGUUAAGGAAUUAGAAGGGUCCGAAUGGUUCACGACAUUUCGUGUUUUGAGUUUGCGCGGAAAUCGAUUGAAGCAGAUACCAGUUUACGCUUUCGACAAGGCCUUCCAAGUGAACAACAAUAUUAUGGGUGUAUUUUUAGGUCAUAAUCCAUGGCGGUGCGACUGUCACUUCACACCACGUUUCCAAGGAUUACUGCUCAAGUAUAAGAGAGUUAUCCGAGACUUAUCCGAUAUAAAGUGCUCGAAAUCAGACGAUAAAACCAUUUCGCAAGUACAGAUUAGCACACUAUCUUUAGGUAACGUGUGCAGCAGGACGGAACUGAAAAUGCCCAUUAGUUCAAUCAAUAUAGCCAAUUUGGUUCUCGCUCUUCUUAUACUUUUGGUUAUUGGAAGGUUCCUGUAUGACUGGCACCACUUUAGAACAACUGGGAAGCUGCCUUGGAUAUCUUCUAUUCUGCCUUAA
Zerene cesonia (dogface butterfly) is the source of this 1428-nucleotide messenger RNA. RefSeq names its product protein singed wings 2 (gene swi2). Gene Ontology annotation, cellular component: plasma membrane. Bases 1 to 1428 code for a protein of 475 amino acids. Gene Ontology annotation, molecular function: protein binding. The transcript is spliced from 9 exons. Lineage: Eukaryota; Metazoa; Arthropoda; Insecta; Lepidoptera; Pieridae. The record is from RefSeq and is a predicted model, not a curated record.